GGACUGUGGUAGCCAGUAGCUGCUGUUUCUGUUGUUGGUCCUCCAGCGUAUCCCACAAUGCACCGGGCCGUUGCCGCUGUGUCCACGUCAAAGCUGAACACUCCGCUCCGAGCCGAUAAUGGCUGCAGUUGAGGUGGCACUUUCCGAGGGAUGUGGUCUUCAGAGGGGCUAAAAACUCACGGAAACACAGCUGACGAACUCCGCUGAUCACACGGAUUUUUAACAACAAACUUAGACCCACGUUUUAUCUUUUUAACGAGGAUGCUAGCUCGGUUAGCUUGCUAGUUUUGGCACAUUCCUUAUGGCAGCCGGGUCAGCUGUUAUUAGCCGCACCUAAAUGCGCUUUAAAAUCCACUUUUAUAACGGAUCAAAGCUGAGGAUCACAGCUUUACCUCUUUUGUUUAGGUUCUUACGUGUUUAUUGGAUUAAUGACAGCGCUAAUUCGCUCAUACAGUGAUCCAAAGCAAAGCUAGCCCCCCUGUCAAUUUUGAUCUCUUGCUUUGUUUAUUUUUCACCUAACUCAAAAUGUCAUCGUGGCUGGGUGGACUGGGCUCUGGCCUGGGUCAGUCUCUGGGACAGGUCGGGGGAAGCCUGUCCAAUUUCACCGGACAAAUAUCAAACUUCACCAAAGAUAUGCUGCUGGAAGGGGUGGAGGAAGUUGGAGAUGCUGCUACUGAGCUUCAGGUCUCUAAUUCCAGGUUGGCUGAAGUUGAGGGUGCAUUUGCUACACAGAAAUCUGAGUAUGAACGGUUGAAAAGGCUUCACGCUGAACUAGAAGAAAAACUGGAGGCAGCCGAGAUCCAGAUCAAAAGUCAAUCUGCCGAGUACAGGAUGCAUCUCCAACAGAAGGAUGUGGAGAUUAAUCACCUGAAAGCCCGUCAGAGUGGUCUCCAGGAGGAGGUACAGAAGCUCCAGCACUCAGCCCAGUCCUCCUCUCUGGGUCCAGCUGUACUCCCCGUCACCACUGCCUCCUCCACAACCACUUCCACAUCCGCCUCCUUUAUGCACCGCCCCUCUGCCACACAUCACGGUUUCCACGGAGACGACUUGGACCUGAGUGAUGUCCUGUGGUCUCAGCAGGAGAUAAACCGUCUCUCUGCUGAAGUGAUGCGACUUGAGGGUGAAGUCAGCCAUUGGAGGAGAAUGGCACAGUCGUCAUCUGCAGCUGGACCAGGAAAUGGUGACCAAACUGAGAUCCACAGGCUUCAAAGGACCAUAAAGGAGCUACGAGAGGAGAUGAGUCGUGAGGUGGACGAGCAUCAGCAUGAGCUGGCGGCGUUGCAGGACGCCCAGAGACAGAAACUGUCUGACAUCACACGCCGCCACAGAGAUGAGCUCGCGGAGUACGAGGAGAGGAUUGAAGAGCUGGAGGAACAGAUUCACAAUGCAGGCGGUCCAUCCAGUCCUUCAGCCGAUUCCUCUAAACUCCUGGAUCUUCAGAAAACCAUCACUUCUCUCCAGGACACAUCUGCACAGAGAGAGCUGGAGGUGUCAGAGCUCAGAGCCAGUUUAGAGGAGGCCCAGAAGAACCAGACCACUCUGCAGACGGAGAGGAAAGAACUACAAGAGGAAAACACAGGACUGUUACAAAACUACACCAGGCUCCAGGCGUCUGUGUCCGAGUUGCAGACGCGAGUGCAGGAGCAGGAGGGGAGGAGUCUGCAGAAAGCCCAACUUGAGCAAGAGAUACAGGGGCUGAGGAAGAACCUGGCAGAUGCUGAAGCAGAAAUUGAAAGACUGAAAGAGACAGCUGAGGAGAGACCCGCAGAAGAGGUGGAGCAUGCAGACAUCUUGGAGCUGAACACAAUUAUUGGUUCUUUGAGACAAGAAAAAGAACUCCUUGAACAAGAAAAGCUUGAGCUCCAGGACAGACUGAGAGAGGCUGAAGCAUCUGUGAGUGAGACCAGGGCAGAGCCGUGUGACUCUGAGGAGCUGGAGGACCUGAGAAGGGCUCUGCAACAACGAGACGAAGCCCUGAAGACCAAUGAAGAAGAGAGAGACUCACUGAUGUCUGAGCUCGAGGAACUGGACCGGCAAAACCAGGAAGCAACACAGCACAUGAUCUCAGUGAAGGAGCAGCUGUCUGCACAACUGAAGGAGGCUGAGGCCCAACUCUCUAAACUUACCGCUGAACUCAACACGACCAAAGAACAAAAACAAACUUUGGAACAAGAAUUGGACUCCCAAAAGGACAAAAUCAGCCAGAGCGCGUUUACCCUGAACGACCUGCACAUGGGGAAGCAACAACUGGAACAAACAGUGAAAGAAUUGAAGGAAAAACUCACAAGAUCACAGGAGCAGAGCAAAGAAGUUAAGAAAGAGCUUGUAGAGUUAAAAAAGAGUUUGCGGGAGAAGGAAGAGGAGUUGUCCAUUGCGAUAGCACAAUUGUAUGAAGCUAGCAACACAGGAGACAAGGACCAAAUGACCAAAGAAGUGAUUUCAAUGAAAGAUAAUGAGAUUGCAGAUUUAAGAAGUCAGUUGGAGGUGGUUAAAAGCACACAAGAAAAAGUGUUAGCUGAGAACUACGAGCUGAAGAUACAAAAUAGAAGAACUAAGGAAGAUUGUGACGAUAAAACAGCAAAAAUUGACGAGCUAAAUAAACAAAUGGUUGAAAGUCAGAAUAGUUUGAGCAGGACUAUACGAGAGAAAGAGACGCGCAUUGAAGCUUUGAAGCUAGAAAAAGGACAAUUGGAAAGCGAAUUACAGCAGGUUGAGAAGACAUUGGCAGAACAAGCAAAACAGUAUCAACAAACUCUAGACGAACUGACACGAGCACGGUCUAUGGACGCAACUGCUUUACAAACCGAACAUGAAAAAGCUAUCAAACUCAACCAAGAGAAAGAAAUGGAAAUCGGACAGCUUAAAAGAGACAUGGAGCAACUGGCGUCUGAUCAUAGGGACACCAAUGAGAUGCUGUCCAUGACUGUUGCCGGGCAGAAACAGCUAACUGAUUUGUUGCAAGAGAAAGACGUAUUUGUGGAUACUUUAAAACAAAAUGCAGCAGAAUUGCAGAAAGAACUGGAAUGUAAGAUUUUGGACAUAACUAAGGAAACUGAAAAUCUUAAGCAAGCUUUGGAGGAGAAGGAUAGACAGUUGGGAGGAAUGAAGGAAGAAAACAGCCAUUUGAAAGAAGAGAUUGAUAGACUGAGGGACCAACAGAGUCGACCGCAAACACAAGCCGAACCCAGGACUUUGGACAUAAUUACAGAAUUGGAAACAGAAAUAACGCAACUUAAAUCUUCUCGUAAUGUUGUGGAAGAAGAGGUGAACACGCUAAGGAAGACACUGGAGGAACAGCAAGCCUCACUUCUCCUAUCCCAGAAAUCCAUUCAAACUCAGCAAAGUGAGCUAGAGCAGGCUCACGCAAGACUACAACAGUCAACACUCAAUUAUGAUCGGUUGAUUCAAGCAAAAGAUGAAGAAAUAUUACGACUGAAAGAGAGUAUUGAAAGAUUAGGAGAGAGGGUUGUGUCUAUCUCUGGUGAAAUGAUAUUACAAGAAGACAAGACGCAAACACUAAACCAAGAAAAUGGCAACGAAAAGCAUGACCUGUCUAAAGUUGAGAUUGACAAAUUGGUCAAAGGUAUAAAAGAAAAAGAGACAGAAAUUAGCCAGUUGAAUGAGAAGAAUAUGUCCCUUACAAAGCAGUUGGAUCAGUUGGUUGUGUCUCGCGAUGAGGUCGGCAAACUAUCCCAAAUGAUUUUACAAAAAGAUUUGGAGAUUCAAGCUCUUCACGCAAGGGUGUCUAUGGGCGGAGGAGGACAUAACCAGGACAUCCUAUACUUGCAACAACAGAUCCAAGCCUACGCAGUGGAGAGGGAGCAAGUGUUAGCAGUUUUGAAUGAGAAAACCAGGGAAAAUAGUCAACUAAGGUCUGAAUAUCAUUGCCUUAUGGACAUUAUGGCAGGGAAGGAAGCUGCAUUGGUUAAACUGCAACAAGAAAACGUACGACUUUCAAAUAUGAGCGAUCCAACUGGAAGUCAAGAAAUGUUCAAAGAGACUAUUCAGAAUUUAUCCAGAAUUAUCAGGGAGAAAGAUAUCGAAAUUGAUGCCCUAACGCAAAAAUGCCAGACGCUCGUCACAGUCUUGCAAACUUCUGGAGGCGAGGCAGUUGGAGGAUCUGGUGGGGUCAGUAGUAACCAAUUUGAAGAGUUACUGCAAGAAAGAGAUACUUUAAAACAACAGGUUAAGAAGAUGGAGGAGUGGAAGAUGCAAGUGAUCACGACUGUUAAAAACAUGCAACAUGAAUCGGCACAACUUCAGGAAGAACUUCUUAAACUGCAAAACCAGAUUUCGGCCGAUAGUGAUUGUAGUUCGAAGUUGUCGGUUGAUUACGCACGGCUCAUUCAAAACUAUGAGCAAAAGGAAAGAAGAUUAGGAAGUUUGAGUCAAGAGUUAGCGCAAGUUCAACAGACGAUCACACAACUGAGCUCAACAAAAGACGUCCUGUUGGGGAAACUGGACAGUGUAGCGCCAUCUGCUGAACUUAGUCAAGCUAGUGCACAAGUGGAGACUAAAAUCCAGCAGCCUUCUUCAAUAGUUAAAGAUGAGACACAAGAGGUAGCAUUGUUGCGUAGCCAGCUAGCAGAGAAAGACAAUAUCAUAAGAACUUUGCAAGAGAACAACCACAGACUUGCAAAUUCUGCGUCUGCUUCGGAAAGUGAGCAAAGAAGUCACGUAGAAGAGGUGCGACAAGUUAAAGAUCGACUAGACGCAUUGCAAAGGACAGUCCGUGAGAAAGAUUUACUUAUAAAAACCAAAGGCGACCAAUUGAGUAAUGUUAGCGAGGCUUUGAGAAACAGAGAAAACGACAAUGAAGUUCUGAAGCAAGCCGUGACCAAUUUGAAAGAGCGUGCGCUGAUUUUGGAGAUGGAUGUGAAGAAGUUGAAGGAGGAGAACGAAGCAGUAGCAACCAAGUCGAGGGAAAAAGAGUCAGAGUUCAGGGCGUUACAGGAGACAAAUAUGCAAGUGUCACUUCUGCUCCGGGAGAAGGAGUUUGAACUGAGCGCCAUGAGUGAGAAGUCUGCAACCGUGGAGAGGAUGCUCAAGGAUAAAGAGCAGGGCAAGUCUGGUGAGUUGAACCAGCUCCUGAAUGAACUGAAGUCGAUGCAGGACAAAGCUGUGGCAUUUCAGCACGAGAGGGACCAAGUCAUGAUGGCUCUGAAACAGAAACAAAUGGAGACCACCGCUGUGCAGACCGAGCUUCAGCACGUGAGAGACAAAGAGCAGCGUCUGAACCUGGAGUUGGAGAGACUUCGUAAUCACCUUUUGGAGAUUGAGGAUUCGUACACGAGGGAGGCGCUGGCAGCGGAGGAUCGAGAGACGGAGCUGAGGAGGAGAGUGGUGCUGCUGGAAGAGAGGCUGGCCACAUCCUCCAGUGCAGUGGAGAACGCCAGUCAACAGGCCAGUAUGCAGGUGGAGUCGCUACAGGAGCAGCUCAGUGGAGUCGUGAAGCAAAGAGACGAAGCUUAUGCUCAACUCAGGACGUCCCAAGACCAAGUCCAACAGUAUGCAGUUUCACUCUCCAACCUGCAGAUGGUGCUAGAGCAAUUCCAACAAGAAGAGAAAGCCAUGUACUCGGCUGAACUGGAGAAGCACAAGAGAGAGAAGGAGGACUGGAGAAAGAAAGCAGAGAGACUAGAGGAGCAAGCGUCUGCCCUACAGCUGAAUCUUGAUGAAGCCAAUGCUGCUUUGGAGUCUGCGUCUCGUCUCACUGAUCAGCUCGACCUGAAGGAGGAGCAACUGGAGGAGAUGAAAAAACAAGUGGACAUCAGACAGGAGAUGUUGGAGGAAGCCCAAAGGAAACUAAUGAAUCUCCUGAACAGCACUGAAGGAAAAAUAGACAAAGUCCUGAUGAGGAACCUGUUCAUGGGAUACUUCCACACUCCUAAAUCCAAACGCGCCGAUGUCCUGAGGCUCAUGGGGAGCGUGCUUGGUCUGAACAGAGAAGAUGUAGAUAAGAUGUUGGAGGAAGAUGCCCGACAUGGAGUGACAGGCUGGGUGUCGAGUUGGUUAGGAGGAAGAGGAGCUCAGAGCGUCCCGAACACGCCUCAGAGACCCACCAGCGGACAGUCUCUCAACUCUUCCUUCUCUGAAAUGUUUGUGAAGUUUCUGGAGAUGGAGUCGACCCCAAGUCUCCCGGCUCCAAAACUCCUCGACAUCAAACCUCUGAAUGCUCCUCCACAGAGAAAAGGCAGUGGGGCCAUUACUUCAUCAACCACAGGAGCUGUUCCUGUUAAGCGUCCCGGUGAGUUGAACCCUUUCUUAGCCCCUCGCUCUACUGCUGUGCCACUGCUCGGGGCCCCGGGACCCUCAUCCUCCACGGGACACCUGCUCAUGAAGCCCAUCUCAGAUGCCCUGCCCACUUUCACACCUGUGCCAGUGUCUGGAGAGGCCAGUGGGGGCGCUGCUGUGCUCAAAGACUUACUCAAGCAGUGACCAGCGCCAAACCAAUGACAGGAUGAACUUGGCUGCAGCUGAAAUAAACAUCAUCUCUGCUGGGAAGAACUGAAACACUAUGUUGAGAAUUGCUCUCUAUGCAAUGAUAGAUUUCUCAUCUUUUAUAAGUGCAUUUAACAAAAGACUUUUGGGGAGGAUUGCAUUGUAGACCUCCAAUAACGAUUUGAAUAAUUAUCUUUAUCAUUAUACUUCUCAAAAAGAAACUUUCAUUUCAGCAGCAAACUAUUUCAGAUUGUGGCUUAAACCUGGCAGCAUCAUCUGCACUGGGAUUUAUGUGGUUCCUCUACAUCUGUUAAAACCAUACAGACAUUUUUGCUUUUCUGUCUUUUCCCUUUGGCCAGGCUGCCGUGUGCAAUAAGCAUUGCAAUUAUGGCUGCAUCUGCGGUGGAUCUGUUGAAGUACACAACUAUUAUAUAGUUUUAUAUAUAAAAUAUGAGGGGGGCUGUUCUAUUUAUCGGCACAGAGGAAGUAUUGGAAUAAAGUGCCUGCACUUUUGUUAGAUGUGUGUGUGAAUCAAGAUUGUAAAUGGUUAAUAUAAAACAUAUAUUUACAAAAUAUUAAAGUAUGUUUUACCUGAGAGCAGCUGUCAGUCUGUGUUUACUGAAGCUACAUUUUUGUAUAGACUUAAAUCUAGAAGAGGAAUGUUAAGAGUUUCUCAGAUGUGUCAAUGAAGUGUACAAAUGUAAAUUGGAGUCAGUGGGUUUUAUAGAUAAACAAAAAUCAGUAAAGAAUCAAAUUUGUAUAAGCUUUAAGGUAGUUGCCAUUGAUUUUUUGGGGGGAUUUUCAAAACAAAUAAAGGUACUACUG
This is a messenger RNA of Periophthalmus magnuspinnatus, 7266 nucleotides long. It is a transcript of the gene trip11, whose product is annotated as thyroid hormone receptor interactor 11. The record is from RefSeq and is a predicted model, not a curated record. Gene Ontology annotation, molecular function: small GTPase binding. Bases 526 to 6438 code for a protein of 1970 amino acids. Gene Ontology annotation, biological process: endoplasmic reticulum to Golgi vesicle-mediated transport; Golgi organization. Gene Ontology annotation, cellular component: Golgi apparatus. The transcript is spliced from 21 exons. Lineage: Eukaryota; Metazoa; Chordata; Actinopteri; Gobiiformes; Gobiidae.